AAAAAUAAUCAUCAGCUACCCUUCAUAUAAAGGAAAUUCCUACCACACAUCAAACCAAAAAUUAGAGAAAGAGAGCUAAACCACAUAAUUUCACCAAAGUAUACCCUUAUUUGAAUAAAUCAUCCACUGCAACAUGGAACAGAACUUAAAUUUCUCCACAGCCUUUUUCAGCAAAUUACACUUCAUCAAGUGCUUCAGAUCCAUUUCUCAGGGCAUAUUCUUUUUAUGGAUUUUAAGAGUACCUGCAUCUGACUCUUUCUAGUGUUUCUGGCACACAUAUUGUCAGAAUACCACAUCAGUGUUUGAACAUGGAAAUCCUAAAUCCACUGUUAAUUCUGUGUCUUGUCUUUGGAGCCAAGGUAUUCUGUCAAUAUGAUUUCGAUGAAUUUGAAGAUGAAUUUGAAGAUGAACUUGAUAAUGAAUAUCCACUUGUUUUUCAUCAUAUUCCUAAUGUAGACUAUGUUAUUCCUUACCCAUCCAUACCUGCUGAAUGUGCCAAAGAAUGCUUUUGCCCACCUGCUUUCCCAAGGUCAAUGUAUUGUGAUCAUCGUAAACUCCAGACAAUACCAAACAUUCCUUCUCACAUCCAACAGCUCUAUCUGCAGUAUAAUGAAAUUGAAGCUGUCCUUCUGGAAUCCUUUGUGAAUGCCACUGCCUUGAGAGAAAUUAACCUUAGCCACAACAAGAUUAAGUCUGAUAUGAUUAGUACUGGUAUCUUUGCCAAACUUUCAAACUUAGUACAACUCCACCUAGAGCACAAUCUGUUGGAAGAAAUUCCAUUUCCUCUGCCCAGAGGCCUAGAACGUCUGAUCCUUGGUUUCAAUAAAAUGGCUAAGAAAUCUGCACAAGCCCUGGAAGGGUUGGAAAAUGUGACUAUGCUUGACCUCUGUAACAACAAUCUAAUUGAUUCUGAAAUAAAAGGGAAACACUUUUCAAGUAUGCGAAGCCUAAUGCAGCUCAACCUCUGCAGCAACAGGCUAGAAUCCAUGCCUCCUGAGUUACCAUUUUCACUAAUGUAUCUUUCUCUUGAAAAUAACUCAAUUUCCUUCAUUCCAGAUAAUUAUUUCCAGAACCUUCCAAAAAUUAUUGCCCUAAGAUUGUCACACAACAAUCUGCAUGAAGUUUCAUAUAAUGCUUUUAAUCUGCCCAAUCUUGUGGAACUCAACCUUGGGCACAAUAAACUGCAACAAGUAUUCUACAUUUCAAGAAGCCUGCAGCAUUUAUACUUAGAAGAUAAUGACAUAGAAGUUAUGAAUAUUACUUUAAUGUGUCCUUCUAUUGAUCCCCUGAACCUCAACCAAUUGACCUAUAUCCGUGUGGACCAAAAUAAGCUCACAGCCCCAAUAAGUACGUAUGCCUUCUUCUGCUUUCCUCUCAUACGUAGUAUUUAUUAUGGUGAACAAAAAAUUAGUUCCAGCCAACGAACACAACUGAGGACUCCAGUAUUCCGAAGAUAUCUGACUCCAGAAGAAUAUGAUGAAGCAGAAGAAAACCAUGAAGCAGAAGAACACUAUGAUGAACAACAUCAAGAUCACAGAGGAAGGGAUGAAGACUAUUUUGAUCCUUACCUAUACUGAGUGAUUUUAAUAUACAAGAAACAGCAUAUCAUAAAUAAUGCUCAUUUUAAAAGCAAGCUAAAACAUUUGGGAAAUACAAUUUAUUUGUGAGCCAGCAGAAGUAGGUAAAUAUAUUCUGCUCAAUGAAACCAGCAAGUGUUUUUACUUUAAAGCCCAGUCUACACAAAAAAAGGCA
Molecule: messenger RNA, 1752 nt
Organism: Heteronotia binoei (common prickly gecko)
Lineage: Eukaryota; Metazoa; Chordata; Lepidosauria; Squamata; Gekkonidae
Gene: OMD
Product: osteomodulin
Exons: 3
Coding region: 309-1577 (422 amino acids)
Molecular function (GO): protein binding
Source: RefSeq, a predicted model, not a curated record